Messenger RNA from Haliotis rufescens (red abalone), 7562 nucleotides. RefSeq names its product transducin-like enhancer protein 1. Gene Ontology annotation, cellular component: transcription regulator complex; nucleus. Gene Ontology annotation, molecular function: transcription corepressor activity; protein binding. The record is from RefSeq and is a predicted model, not a curated record. The transcript is spliced from 22 exons. Gene Ontology annotation, biological process: negative regulation of canonical Wnt signaling pathway; regulation of DNA-templated transcription. Bases 469 to 2628 code for a protein of 719 amino acids. Lineage: Eukaryota; Metazoa; Mollusca; Gastropoda; Lepetellida; Haliotidae.
UGUAACUUGGGGCUAAUGCGCUGUGGCGGAUUACCUUCAUGUGUGUGGUAUCUUAACAGCCUGUUCACACGGCAUUUUCUAUCGCAGUGCUCGAUAUUGCAGAGGUAUUGUGCACCGUAAACAAGCAUUCUGGCACUGAGACGACGAGGAGAGCUUUGGAUGUACCACCGUUGAUUUGUACAGGGUGGCCAGACUACCCGAUUCGGCGAUGUGUAUAAGCAGCUGAGAGUGACCGAUAAUGUUGCAAUGCGGGUGAUGAUAUCAUGACCUUUGGCCUGGUUUUGCUCGCUGUUUACGCAAGUGGAAUAUAGCUUGUCGUCUCGAGAGAGGUCUGAAAAACGCCACUUGGCGGUUCAAGCAAGGCAGACUUGGAUAGUGGCUUUUUGAUACGGAAAUUACCCGGUCCAGAUCGAGGGAUAUUCACAGCGGUCAGGCGCCCUCUCAUCGCGGGCAGGAUUUACCUCCAAGAUGUACCCAAAUAGGCACCCAGGUCCCCCUCAGCCAGGGCAACCUUUCAAGUUCACGGUGUCGGAGUCAUGUGAUCGGGUGAAGGAGGAAUUCAGCUUUUUGCAAGCCCAGUAUCACAGCCUGAAGUUGGAGUGUGAGAAGCUGGCCCAGGAGAAGACAGAGAUGCAGAGACAUUAUGUGAUGUACUAUGAGAUGUCCUACGGACUCAAUGUGGAAAUGCACAAACAGACUGAAAUAGCGAAAAGACUAAAUGCAAUUUGUGCCCAAGUCAUCCCGUUUUUAUCACAAGAGCAUCAGCAGCAGGUGGCAGCAGCAGUUGAGAGAGCCAAACAGGUGACAAUGCAGGAACUUAACGCAAUUAUUGGGCAACAGAUGCAGGCCCAGCACCUCCCCCACGCCCAUGCCCCCCCCAUCCCGAUGCCGCCCCACCCCACUGGGCUGCAGCCCCCCAUCCCCACAGUGUCAGGGUCGGGUCUGCUGGCACUGUCACAGAGCUCCAGCUUCGCUGCUCAUGCCCACAGUGUUCUCAACGCUCACAAGGAAGAGAAACGCAGUGAAGAAGAAGAGAAACAUCGUUCAUCCUCGUCUCCACAUGAUCGCAACCGGUUCCACAACCGUAGUCGUUCGCCUGAAGUUAACAAUCGGGCAGCAAAAAGGAAAAGAUCAGAUAACAAAAAUGGGGAAAACGAUGGAGAGGGUAGUGAUGCAGAAUUAGUCGUGGAUGUCGGUGAUGAUAACACGUCUCCCAUGAAUGGCGACUUGUCUCCAGGGGAGAAGGCUAGCAAAGACCUACUCAACAACAACAACAACAACAAUAAGAAAGUUGAUGACAGAAGCAGUCCUCGUAGCGACACGUCUUCUCACGGAAGUGGAACAUCUACCAAACAAAAAGAGAAUGACAAGGCUGCUACACCCGUCUCAAAAUCUGCCACCCCCACAAGUUCAGGAAGUGCUACCCCCGGACCAUCAGGCCCUUCUGUUGCCGGGAAACCAGGUGCCAAAGUCCAUCCUCUUGAGAGGUACCCAUUCCUGCCUCAUGGAGAGCUGAGCCCAAACAAUUUCAACGGUGUGCUCCAUAACAGUAUGUCUCCUGGACCCUUCUCCAGGCCAUUGGUAGGACUUGAAAGCUCUCCGGCACACAUGCGGGGAGCACUCGGCAGCAUUCCAGGGGGAAAACCAGCAUAUUCCUUUCAUGUAAGUGGAGACGGUCAGAUGCAGCCGGUGCCCUUUCCUCCAGACGCUCUGAUUGGUCCAGGCAUUCCGCGUCAUGCUCGGCAGAUCAACACAUUGAAUCAUGGGGAGGUUGUGUGUGCAGUUACCGUUAGCAACCCGACCAGACACGUGUAUACAGGGGGCAAGGGCUGUGUGAAGGUCUGGGAUAUCAGUCAACCAGGGAACAAGUCUCCUGUCUCCCAGCUCGACUGUUUGCAAAGAGAUAACUACAUUAGAUCUAUCAAGUUAUUGCAAGAUGGCCGCACACUGAUAGUGGGAGGCGAGGCCAGCACGUUAUCAAUAUGGGAUCUGGCAGCAUCGACUCCGAGAAUCAAGGCAGAAUUGACAUCAAGUGCCCCCGCAUGUUAUGCCCUUGCCAUCAGUCCCGACAGCAAGGUCUGCUUCAGCUGUUGUAGUGAUGGCAACAUCGCGGUCUGGGAUCUCCAUAACCAGACACUGGUUAGGCAAUUCCAAGGACACACAGAUGGCGCUAGUUGUAUCGACAUAUCCACGGAUGGAACGAAACUCUGGACAGGUGGUCUGGACAACACGGUCCGAUCCUGGGACUUGAGGGAGGGCCGGCAGUUACAGCAGCAUGACUUCACGUCGCAGAUCUUCUCCCUGGGGUACUGCCCUACAGGGGAGUGGCUUGCUGUUGGCAUGGAGAGCAGCAACGUGGAGGUGCUCCAUCAGUCCAAGCCAGACAAGUACCAGCUUCAUCUCCACGAGAGCUGUGUCCUCUCUCUCAAGUUUGCUUACUGUGGCAAGUGGUUCGUUAGCACGGGUAAAGACAAUCUCCUCAACGCAUGGAGAACGCCAUAUGGAGCAAGUAUUUUCCAGUCCAAGGAGUCUUCCUCUGUGUUGAGUUGUGACAUAUCAGCUGAUGACAAGUACAUCGUUACUGGCUCCGGUGACAAGAAAGCCACGCUAUAUGAAGUCAUAUUCUGAUUGGAUGAAGUUAAACCAACAUGUGUGGACUCCAUGGCAGUUUCCUACCUGGCUAAAACACCUACUUGUUGCAGCAACUGGCACAGCGUCAAGAAGCAUCAGGACGAGGAGGAGGAGCAGCUUGUACGAUGUUGUGAUUGUGGAUACAAGUGUUUUAAGUGCUACGUAUACAGUGAACUGAAGAACAUGCUGAUGAGGUCUGGAACACGAAGACUUGAUCAGAUAUUGACAUGCUCCAAGACCGCAUGUUUCAAACAGUGUUACGUGUGUGUGAGUUGUAUAUGUAUAUAAAUGAUUUAUUUUGCACUGUCAUCAAAUAUUUCUAUUGGCGGCUUGAUACAGAUUCUUCGAAACAUCCUUGCCAUUCCAUGGAAACCUACAAGACAUGUACAAGCCAAACCAUGGAAAUAUACAUGGUGUGUACAAGAAAAGCAAUGGAAACAUAUAAGGCAUGUAUAAGCCAAAACAUGGGAAUAUACAACAUAUGUUCAAGGCAUGGCCAAGCCAUGGAAAUAUUCAAGGCAUGUAGAAGCCAAGCCAUGGAAAUAUUCAAGGCAUGUACAAGCCAAACCAUGGAAAUAUACAAGGCAUGUAUGAGUCUCUCAUGAAAUACAAGGCUAGUCAUGAAAUGAUACAAGGCACGUACAAGGAAAUAUACAAGGGUACAAACAAGCUUUGACAUUGAAAUAUUCAAGAGCAUGUACUUGAUAUGCUGUCAAAAGGUACACGAGCAUGCAUGAGCCAUGCACAAGGGAUAGUCUAUGUGGAAUCCAACAUUAUGCCGAGUAGGCAGACAAUGCUGCAUGUCAAAAUACAAGGACAUGUUCACGUGUCAUUUUAGUAGACUUCUGUGUGUCUCACUUACAUAAAUAUUGUCAUCUAUUUCAGUCUAUUGACAUUGUGAAAUGUACAUCUCUGUAUAUAGUGACAAGUGAUUGAUUCAGCCUCACAGCAUUUCAGUGUUUCAUCAUAGUAUAUAAAUAUAUAUAUAUAUAUGUGUGUGUGUGUGACUGUGUUUAACACAGGAAUCUACAGUCAUCCUGUUUUAAAAAAAAUGUGUCAUGUGUUCAAUGGACGAAGUUUGUUUAUUUUGAUGUUCAUGUUGGACAUGUGAUGACAUUGACAUGUUGUCUUGUGCUUAGUGGACUUUUCUCUACUGUACAUGAUUGUCUGUAAUCAGCCUCUGUGGAGCCUCUUCAGUGUGGAAGGUGUCAGUAAUCUACUGGGCAUGACUUAGGAAAUGGAGAUUCUGGAGAACACCUCCUUCACUUGGAACAAAGGAUAUCGACAUUAUAUAUUUUUCAACAGUGUGAACCAGAAAACCAUGUUCCCUUCAAAUCUUUGAAGAAUAUACCAACAUUCUCGCACCUCAAAGCUUUGGCUUUACCAUGAAGGUUAGCACAAAUGGACUUCUCAAAUGGACCUGUAGAUUGACAUGUUUCAACCAUAUGGACUUAAAGAUUGACAUGUUUCAACCAUAUGGACUUCUCCAUGGACGUAAAGAUUGACAUGUUUCAACCAUAUGGACUUCUCCAUGGACGUAAAGAUUGACAUGUUUCAACCAUAUGGACUUCUCCAUGGACUUAAAGAUUGACAUGUUUCAACCAAAUGGACUUCUCAAAUGGACCUAUAGAUUGACAUGUUUCAACCAUAUGGACUUCUCCAUGGAUGUAAAGAUUGACAUGUUUCAACCAUAUGGACUUCUCCAUGGACGUAAAGAUUGACAUGUUUCAACCAUAUGGACGUCUCCAUGGACGUAAAGAUUGACAUGUUUCAACCAUAUGGACGUAAAGAUUGACAUGUUUCAACCAUAUGGACUUCUCCAUGGACGUAAAGAUUGACAUGUUUCAACCAUAUGGACUUCUCAAAUGGACCUGUAGAUUGACAUGUUUCAACCAUAUGGACUUCUCAAAUGGACUUGUAGAUUGACAUGUUUCAACCAUAUGGACUUCUCCAUGGACGUAAAGAUUGACAUGUUUCAACCAUAUGGACUUCUCCAUGGACGUAAAGAUUGACAUGUUUAAAAAAUGUUAGACCCUGCCAUCCUCAGUUUCAGAUGUAGAUGUUGCCAUGUUUCUUUGAAACAUUCAUGGUCUAAAUGAAGAAGAAGCACCAGUUAAAUAUGGACAUAGUCAUGAAGCAUGUAGACCCUCUUGACAAACCUGGGUCAUUGAGAAGUGAACAUUGCCCGAAUAUGGACAAAUGGGAAGUGCUGAAUUUGGAUGAACAGGAAGUGCCACGGUUGGACUGGUACAUAUUGCCAUUCUUCAAGAGUUUCAUGGAACUUACCAUUAUGUAUAUAGUCUUCAGCUAUAUGUCAUGCUAAUCAGCUAUCAGUUGCAUUACAGUGAUCUCAUAGAUUUGACCAAUCUUAUUCAUGCUCAGGACAUGCUUCAUUUUGUUAACAUAUAUGCUUGAGAACUGCCAUCAAUGUGAAAGUAAGCUAACCACAGAGAACCCGAGCAGGUCUUGUAUGUCUUGAUAGUGAAAGUGCCACAUGGAAUGACAUAAUGAAAGGUUUACAUUCAGAUUUGUAUUUGAAUCUGUACCUGAGCCUGAGAGGACAAUUUGUUUGACAUUGUAUGAGGGGGAAGAGUAAUAUAUGUUGAACCAGAAAGAGCAUCAGCAGAACAGAUAUUGACAGUGUCACUGUUGAAAACAUGGGUUUUAGGAAUCUGGAAUCUAUUUCGGCAGAUAAUCGAGAUGGAUAAAGAAGGUUAUUCUUCAGCACUGACAUUUUAUUUAUAUUGAGAAAGAAAUGUAAUGAUGAAACGUAAGGUAAACCAACGCUGGAUGUAACAACAAGUUCACUAAUAAGUUUGGAGGUAUGAUAUUUAAACAUAAGUCAUGCACGAUUAUUGUUCAUGGCAGUAACAUGUUUUGAAAUAGCAAAAAUAAUCCCAGUUGAAUUCCAUAGAAAGAGAUAUUAUUUACAAAAAGGGGGAUCAUAUAGAAAAUACUUUUAUGUUUCAAAUUCUUACAUGUAAUCAAGAUAGUUCUGGAUAUUAAAUUCUGUUAUCUUAUGACUGUUUCCAUGGCAACACAAAUGUAACAAAUAUGAGUUGUAUCAAUGGUAGUGUUUAUGAUCAAUAUCAGUCACAUUUCAAAAUAUUAAGAAACGGAAAAAAAAAUUGUUUAAAUCUGUUUGAGAUUGUGAAUUGUUUAUAUUUAUUUCAGUGGCCAUUGGUACACAGACUUCUGUAGUGCCAGGAGAUGUUGUGAAAUGUUGAAAUAUUCAUUUCUGUGGUUAUCAGUGUGUUUGUUAAGCCAAAUAUACAUUUAGUGUAUUAAACUGUGUUAUAUGAAUGAGAGUGGAAGCAUUGUUCCGUGUUGUGAUUGGGAUGACUGAAUGUUUCAUACCUGUCAUUUUCUCAUCAAGUUUUAACAGAUACUAACUACAGAAUUUUUAAUAUCUGUAUGUCAGAUUGAAUAUAUUUGAUGUUACUUGAGUAGUACUUUAGUCUGAAAUAUUUACAAUGUAUAUGAAUUAGAUCAUUGCUAUGGGCUUGUUUUUCAUUUUUGAAGUUUCAAAUUACCUAAAGUUUUAAAAGUGGGGUUGGUUGUCAAUUAAAAGUGGAACUCAUUUGCCAAAAUAUCACCUGUACAUUGUUAACAAGUUGAAUAUGUAAUGGGUUUUUGAAUUGGACUUUUGAAGUUUUAAAAAUUAAGUCAUUUUCUGCAAUAUGAAAUGACGAUGUUUUAGGUGAUGUGAACCACAAGAAUGAAAAGAAAACAAUGCGUUUGGAUAAGAUGGGAGACUACUGCCAAUAUCCUUAGUAAGGACAUGUUACACAUGUGUUAUAGUAUUUUAUCAGUCUUAAAAGUAAACAAGUAGUUUUCUCUAGGUGUGGUAACUUCAAUAGCUGUGGUAACUUCAAUGUCAUAUAACUUCUCCUGUUCAUUUACAUCCAAAUUUCUGAAGAAUUAUUUUAACGUGUUCAACAAUAAAUCGACCAUCAAUUUUUUCCAGUUCCCUUUUGAGUUGAAUAUGGUGUUAUUGAUCCAGUGAACUGUCUAUCUUUAUACUGUUUCCGAUGUAGACAUUAACAUGUUUGAUAGCUUGCUGGAACUAACUGCAUUCAUUGUAAGGGAGUCAUUGCAAUGAACACUAUUCUGUUAUUAACAACCUGGUGUCGUGAACUGACAUUGAUAGUCCCCUCGUGCAUCACUGACUCUGGUGCAAUCUACACCGCAGUGCUGGUAAUGAACAUCAGUAGAUAUGCAAGGUUCUAUUAGGCUUACAGUGGCCAUCAUUGAGGCUUGCAGUGAACCAAGAAGUACUAUUAAUUGUCUUCUUACAACUCUCACAUUUACUUUCCCUUCCGCAACUGGUCAUGGUAGCUUGCUUUUCAAAAGAGACAAAUCUAGCAGGAAUUGUAUGGUCCCAAAUGACAACUACGCAUGAAUAGUCCCAAGAUAAAUUGUCUCAAGGACAUAUGAGCAGGGAGAGUCCCAAGCUGGGUUGUCAUGAGGGACAGAUAACUUUCAGCUCUGAUCAAACUUAUUGACUGUCAGCUUUGUGGUGAGAGUGUGUACACCCCAUUGGCCACUUUUGUUCAGACCCAUUUUGAACUUAAUGGCACCAACCCACUAACCUCUAUAUUUCAGUUGUCAUGCAAUGACAUUAACUGAAUUACCAUCACUCAGUUAUGCAGCAGCAUCUUCUAUUCAAGUGAUGCAUCCACUUUGGAACACGUAAUCGUGUGAUAUGACAAGAGAAAUUAGUGGCUCCAUACUUGACUACUUUCGCUAAACAUUAAGUUACGACACUGUAUCAUAUUGUUUCUGAUAAAGUCUUUGAGCAUACUGAAAAUCGUACUGUUGAGGAACAUGACCUUCGAGCAUAAUACUGGUGUUAGCAUCGUCACAGUCUGUGAGGCAGACAUGUUUUGUUGGCACAUAAAGAAAUAAAAAAAAUAUUUAAAAACUGAAAA